Messenger RNA from Saccharomyces paradoxus, 3447 nucleotides. It is a transcript of the gene GRR1, whose product is annotated as SCF ubiquitin ligase complex subunit GRR1. Bases 1 to 3447 code for a protein of 1148 amino acids. Lineage: Eukaryota; Fungi; Ascomycota; Saccharomycetes; Saccharomycetales; Saccharomycetaceae. The record is from RefSeq and is a predicted model, not a curated record. Gene Ontology annotation, molecular function: protein binding. The transcript has a single exon.
AUGGAGCAGGAUAAUAACAACAACAGCGACAGCAAUAGGUUGCGCGCACCUAAUAUGCAUUCAAAUUUGGGUCCUCAAGUGUGGCUGAACAGUGGUGAUGAUUUUGACAGCAACAACAACAACAGCAACAACAACGAUAAUAAUAACACAAGACCACAAAUGCCAUCCCGAACCAGAGAAACGGCAAUUUUGGAAAGAAAUGCAAACGAAAUUAGCGAUCAAACGCUAAAUAACAUAUUCAGGUUUGAUAAUGUCCAACGGGAAACCUUCUCGCCAAACAACAAUGGGCAACCACUAAAUCAACGUUUUUCCUUGACAUUUCAACCACAACAGCAAACCGCGCUAAACGGGAUCGACAUAAAUACUGUGAACACAAACCUUAUGAAUGGUGUCAAUGUUCAAAUAGAUCAACUUAAUCGAUUGUUACCCAAUUUGCCAGAAGAAGAACGGAAACAAAUUCACGAAUUCAAACUAAUAGUGGGCAAAAAAAUUCAAGAAUUUCUGGUUGUUAUAGAGAAACGUAGAAAGAAGAUACUAAACGAAAUUGAGCUAGAUAACCUUAAACUGAAAGAGCUACGUAUCGACAACUCCCCACAAGCAAUUAGUUAUUUGCAUAAAUUACAAAGAAUGAGACUUAGGGCACUAGAGACAGAAAACAUGGAAAUUAGAAAUUUAAGGCUAAAAAUAUUAACGAUUAUAGAAGAGUACAAAAAGUCAUUAUAUGCAUACUGCCAUUCCAAGCUAAGAGGGCAACGAGUGGAGAAUCCAACAGAUAAUUUCAUCGUUUGGAUAAACUCCAUAGAUACUAAUGAAUCAUCUGACUUGAAAGAAGGGUUACAAGAUCUUUCCAGAUAUUCAAGGCAAUUUAUAAACAACGUGCUUUCAAACCCAUCAAAUCAAAACAUAUCCACGAGUAUGACUCGAAGGACAUCCGUGUUUGCCCUAAACAUGCUACCCUCGGAGAUAUUACACUUAAUAUUAGACAAACUUAACCAAAAAUAUGAUAUUGUAAAAUUUCUUACCGUUUCCAAACUCUGGGCCGAAAUAAUUGUGAAAAUACUCUAUUAUAGACCACACAUAAACAAAAAAAGUCAACUGGACUUGUUUUUAAGGACCAUGAAGUUAACUUCGGACGAAACUGUAUUUAACUAUCGUUUAAUGAUCAAAAGAUUAAAUUUUUCAUUUGUUGGUGACUACAUGCACGAUGCAGAGCUUAAUUAUUUUGUCGGCUGUGAAAACUUGGAGAGAUUAACGUUAGUGUUUUGCAAGCAUAUAACCAGUGUUCCAAUAUCGGCCGUUUUAAAAGGAUGUAAAUUUCUCCAAAGCGUAGAUAUCACUGGUAUAAGGGACGUUUCUGACGACGUAUUUGAUACCUUAGCAACAUAUUGUCCCAGAGUACAAGGGUUUUAUGUUCCUCAGGCAAGGAAUGUAACAUUUGAUUCGCUGCGGAAUUUUAUAGUCCAUUCCCCGAUGUUGAAGAGAAUAAAAAUCACGGCAAACGAUAACAUGAAUGACGAGUUAGUAGAAUUAUUAGCCAACAAGUGCCCUUUGCUUGUAGAGGUUGAUAUAACGUUAAGUCCAAAUGUCACCGAUUCUAGUUUAUUAAAACUCCUCACGAAGCUAGUCCAGCUAAGAGAAUUUAGAGUAACUCAUAAUACGAAUAUUACGGAUAAUCUUUUCCAAGAGCUUUCCAAAGUGGUUGAUGAUAUGCCAUCUUUAAGAUUAAUUGAUCUUUCUGGAUGUGAGAACAUUACAGAUAAAACCAUUGAAAGAAUUGUCAAUCUGGCUCCUAAGUUACGUAAUGUUUUUUUAGGCAAGUGUAGCCGAAUUACAGAUGCGUCGCUGUUCCAAUUAUCUAAACUGGGUAAAAACUUGCAGACGGUGCAUUUUGGGCACUGUUUCAAUAUAACAGAUAAUGGAGUAAGAGCACUAUUUCAUUCAUGUACAAGAAUACAGUAUGUGGAUUUUGCGUGUUGUACAAAUUUAACCAACAGAACUCUUUAUGAAUUGGCUGAUUUACCGAAAUUAAAGAGAAUUGGCCUUGUAAAGUGCACACAAAUGACCGACGAGGGGUUGUUGAAUAUGGUUUCCUUGCGGGGCAGAAAUGAUACUUUAGAAAGGGUACAUUUAUCUUACUGUUCUAAUUUAACAAUAUAUCCGAUAUAUGAAUUAUUAAUGUCUUGCCCCAGGCUCUCACAUUUAUCUUUGACUGCUGUUCCGUCAUUUUUACGCCCCGAUAUAACGAUGUAUUGCAGGCCUGCGCCCUCCGACUUUAGCGAAAACCAGCGUCAAAUAUUCUGUGUAUUUUCAGGGAAGGGCGUCCAUAAACUUCGUCAUUAUUUAGUCAAUCUAACGUCACCUGCUUUUGGACCACAUGCUGACGUAAACGAUGUUUUGACAAAAUACAUUAGAUCCAAGAAUUUAAUUUUUAACGGCGAAACACUUGAGGAUGCUCUUCGAAGGAUCAUCAUUGAUUUGAAUCAAGAUUCCGCUGCGAUUAUAGCUGCUACAGGAUUAAAUCAAAUCAACGGUUUAAAUAAUGAUUUUCUUUUUCAGAAUAUCAAUUUUGAACGAAUAGACGAAGUAUUCAGCUGGUAUCUCAAUACUUUUGAUGGUAUUAGGAUGAGCCCGGAGGAAGUUAACUCACUUUUGUUGCAAGUAAACAAGACAUUUUGUGAAGACCCAUUCAGUGAUGUGGACGAUGAUCAAGAUUAUGUUGUGGCACCUGGUGUAAACCGGGAAAUUAACAGUGAAAUGUGCCAUAUUGUAAGAAAGUUCCAUGAAUUAAAUGAUCAUAUUGAUGACUUCGAAGUGAAUGUUGCUAGUUUGGUAAGAGUCCAGUUUCAGUUUACUGGAUUUUUACUCCAUGAAAUGACUCAAACCUAUAUGCAAAUGAUUGAGUUGAACAGGCAAAUUUGUUUGGUACAAAAAACGGUUCAGGAAUCGGGCAACAUAGAUUACCAAAAAGGCCUUUUGAUAUGGCGACUUUUAUUCAUUGACAAAUUCAUUAUGGUUGUUCAAAAGUACAAGCUUUCAACCGUUGUUCUGAGACUCUAUCUAAAGGAUAACAUAACACUGUUGACCAGACAAAGAGAACUAUUAAUAGCACAUCAAAGAUCAGCAUGGAAUAACAAUAAUGAUAAUGACGCUAACCGAAACGCUAACAAUAUCGUAGGUAUCGUAUCGGAUGCUGAGGCAAAUGAUGUAAAUAGCAAUGAAACUAAUAGCGGUAACGAUGAUAAUGAAACAGAAAAUCCAAAUUUUUGGAGGCAAUUUGGCAAUAGAAUGCAAAUAUCACCUGAUCAAAUGAGGAAUCUUCAAAUGGGACUCCGCAAUCAAAAUAUGGUUAGAAAUAAUAACAAUGCAAUUGAUGAAUCAAUGCCUGACACUGCCAUUGAUUCUCAAAUGGAUGACGCAUCAGGAACGCCCGAUGAAGAUAUGUUAUAA